Messenger RNA from Phytomonas sp. Hart1, 2004 nucleotides. The record is from the annotation of a GenBank genome assembly. Lineage: Eukaryota; Euglenozoa; Kinetoplastea; Trypanosomatida; Trypanosomatidae.
AUGCGGCGUCGUCUCGGCGUCCGUUCCGCCCGCCCCCUGCGCGGCGUUCUGGCGCGGUGGUUCGCGGCCCCCCCCUCUCCCCCUUCCACCGUGAAAGGGCCGGCGCCCGAGGGAAACGGGGGGUGGGCGGCCCCCGGCCUGGGCUUUCUUUCCCACCCCGAGCACCUUUUGGAGAAGGUCGACUCCACCAUCGCGACCUGCGAGGCGCUCCUGGGGGCCAUCCCCGCGGCCCCGACGCCGCAGGCCAAGCACGAUUUGAUCGACUCCACCAGCAAUGUGUUGUGUUUGCUGCUGGACCCGUGCGAGUUUGUCCGGCAAAUCCACCCCGACGAGCGCUACAAACGCGGCGCGAGUUUGGCCUUUCAGAAGGGAUACGAAUACAUGUCAACGGUGAAUUCCCGGCAGGAUCUCUAUGAGGUGAUCCGAUCCCUCGACAGCGCGGAGGGCCGCCAAGGGCUCGAUGAGGAAUCCAUCAAAAACGUCGUCCAGCUCAAGCGGGAUAUGGAAAGCAAUGGCAUCCACCUUCCCGACGCCGAGCGCGCGCGGGUGGUGGCGAUGAAUGUGCGAAAGGAGGAGCUCUCGAUGCGCUGCUUGACGGACGAGGCCGCGGCCUCGACGUUUUUGGCGGAUUUGCUGGGUUGUCGGCACGACCUCGCACGGUUGUUGGGGUUCGACUGCUACGCCGAACAGCAGCUUCGCGGGACGAUUUUGCAGACCCCGGCGAACGUCUGGAGGUUUUUGGGGGGGCUUUCCCACCGAUGCCGCACGGGCGCGGAGAGCGAAAUGGCGCUUCUCCGGCGGACCUUUUCGGAGCUGCGCGACGGAGGGGACGUCCCGGCGGAGUGGAUCGCGCAGGCCACCGCGGUGCUUCGCCAUAACGCGGAGCCGGCGGGACUUCAAGAAUACUUCUCCGUCGCCAACUGCAUUCGCGGGAUUCAGUGCCUCUGCUCGGAGGUUUUUGGGGUCCACCUGGUGGAGGUAGAGUUCCUCCCCGAGGAAGUGCUGAGCGCGGAGGCCAAAAAAUACCACGUCUACGACGCCGAAAAGUCUUUUUUGGGCGUCAUCGUCCUCGACCUCUACGCGAGCCCGACGAAGUAUUGCCAGGCCGGGCAUUUAACGCUCCAGUUGGGGUGCACCCCCCACGCCGAGGCGCUCGCGCGGGUGGGGCUGAAAUUUCCCCCCCGCCAGUACCCCGUGGUGGUUUUGACCUGCAAUGUCGGGUCCUCCCGCCCUGCCGAGCGCCGCGCGGACGGGGGCUACGACGACGAAAAGACUUUAAUCCCCCCGAACGAGGUCACCACUCUUUUUCACGAGUUCGGCCACGCCAUGCACACAAUCUUCGGCCAAACCCGCGUCCACAACCUCGCCGGGACGCGCUCGAGCAUCGACUUUGUCGAGACUUUUUCGCAGCUUUUUGAGCAGUUUUUGAGCUCCUACGACUUUUUGAGGUUGUGGGCCCAUCACUUUCAGACCCACGAGCCGAUUUCGCGCGAGAUUGUGCACCAACACAACACCGCAAUGGGCCUUUUCACGAAUUUGGGGACGUUGGAUUCGGUGAUGCUCUCGGUUGUGGAUCAGGUCCUGCACGGGCCGAAGCCAUUGGCCCUUUAUCACCCCCAAACCAACCCUGGCGGGGGUUGGGGCCUGCACAAACGCACCCUCGGCGACUUCGCCGACUACCAUCGUGAUAGCUUCAACCUUGGGAAGUUGUUGAUGGAGACGACGAAGCCUUUCGCCGCGGCGAAGAUGAGUGAGCAAGGGGCCCUAAACACGCUUUCUUUUGAGCACCUUUCCGGCUAUCCGGCGGGGUAUUAUGGGUAUUUAUACAGCCUGGGGGUCGCGCGCCGGAUAUGGAAGAAAAAUUUUGAACACAACGCCGUCAACCGCGAGGCGGGAGAGGAACUGGUGCGAAAGGUGAUGCGUUUUGGGGCGGCCUGUGAUCCCGCCAAAACACUCGAAGACUAUUUGGGUGAGGAUUUGGUCGAUGUUGACCGUUGGGAAUGA